Messenger RNA from Penicillium taxi, 1686 nucleotides. RefSeq lists its product as uncharacterized. The coding region runs from base 1 to 1686 and encodes 561 amino acids. The transcript is spliced from 3 exons. NCBI's taxonomy places the organism in Eukaryota, Fungi, Ascomycota, Eurotiomycetes, Eurotiales, Aspergillaceae. The record is from RefSeq and is a predicted model, not a curated record.
AUGCCCUGUUUUAAGGGACUUGCUGUGAGCAUCCAUACUCCGGAUGGCCCUAUCUCUGAGUACUCCAUUCAGCGCCAAUUGCGAUCCUCUCGCAUAGCUUGCUUUAUUCCUGUUCCCCCGCCGAAAGUCCCCGAUUCUUCAAAUGGCAAGGCCGAGCAGUCUACUUUCGCCAUCUCCAUAACUCUUCUCAAUUCCGGACAGGAUGUCCCUUACUCCACUCCGAAACCAACGUCAGAAUGCCCCUACCCAAAGCCGAAAAUUGUGGGAGGAACGCCGAGCUCCACCGCGGUUAUGCCAUAUCAAGCAAUGACCAAUUCUCCGAACGAGACUGUAGCUGCCUACAUCUAUUUUGAUGGCCGACAGAAGGAGGAAGUGGCUACAUUAUUGCGGAGGGGAGAGGAGACAUGGGUGAAUUCGCGUUGGGUCACCGCCGAGGGUGGAGGUAUCGCCGAACGCGAGUUUCUCUUCCGUGAGGUUGGCCUAGAGCGUUGGCUCAAUGGUCUAGACUUGGAGGGCAAGGACGCAGCCGCUAAGAUUGAACGGCGGCGGCAAAAGAUGGAGAAGCGCCGUGAAAAGCGACAGAGUCACAUGGAUAUGAACUCCCCAUCCAAGCCGAAGAGCAUCAUGCGCUAUGGCAAUGAUGAGAAAGAUCCGCUGAUAUCUGUAUCUGAUGACGACUUGUCCGAUUCUGAUGAUGACCCAAUUCCUGAAACAACCGGCCAGAUCAAGGUAGCCUUGUUUCGAGUACUGGCAUCAGGUGAAAUCAAACGCGGUGAAUAUUCGCCGCAAUUUGAUGCGAAGGAUGAUGACGAGGGAGCUCAAGACAAUGGUACUGGAGGAGAUGCCGAUGUUGAUCACACCACGAGCUUCGCAAAGCCUAAGACGCUGGACCCGAAGACUAUCAGCACACAAACAGUCACGGGCAUUGACCCAACGGACAAGCCUUAUGCCACUUUCACUUUUAUGUAUCGUGGCGAACGACAAUUACAGAAGAUGGGCAUCUAUAAGGAUGCUAAAGUGCCAGAAACCCCGGCGGCGGCGAAGCGGAAGUCAUUACAAGAUUUUGCUAACCUUGGCCCUAUCAAGCCUGGUGGAACUGUUGGUUUCGUGGGUUUCCGCGAUGAUUCCACACGAAAGGGCAAGAACGGCGAUGAUAUGGACAGUGACGAAGAUGAUACCGACAACCCGAUUCUGGGCAAUGCCGAUGACGAGGAAGCUAAAGACGACGACCGUUUUCUGUCUCCUGAUGACAUUCGACGCCAAGGAGAGCUAGCGGAAGGUGUCCGCAAAAUUCGGCUCAAGCGCCAGCACUCUGCUGAGCCGACUAGUAUCAAUGUGGGAAACUCUACCGGGAUUUUCAAUACUGGCACGAGUCCUACGACCACUGAACGAUCCGUCUCUCCAACGAAGCCCGCCCCUGCUGCUGGUCCAUCCGAGUCGCCCCAACCUCCUGUCACCCUGGACGAUACAUUCAUCGGAAGUCCAUUGAAGAAGCAGCGACCGAGCGUCUCCGCUGCAGAUGAGAACUCGCUGCGGCGUCGAAUUGCCGAUACUUCUGGUUCCAUUGAUGGAGUCCUGAAGACAGAUUCCAAUGAGAUCAAGAGCACCAGUGCUCCGUUGUUUGGUAACACGCAAGGUUUCAACUCGCAACAAGCUGCUGCUGCACUGGAGGAUGAGGAGUUGUGA